Seriola dumerili (greater amberjack) is the source of this 3757-nucleotide messenger RNA. RefSeq names its product paxillin-like. The record is from RefSeq and is a predicted model, not a curated record. NCBI's taxonomy places the organism in Eukaryota, Metazoa, Chordata, Actinopteri, Carangiformes, Carangidae. The transcript has 11 exons. The coding region runs from base 113 to 1696 and encodes 527 amino acids. Gene Ontology annotation, biological process: substrate adhesion-dependent cell spreading; endothelial cell migration; transforming growth factor beta receptor signaling pathway.
CAACUUCCAGGAGGAGCAGUGGUGAAGUUCUGGGAGGAAAAUUCAGACUUCGUAAACAGUCGAGAGGCUCACCGAACACAAAGCUGACACGGGCCACGACCAGGCAGCCACUAUGGACGAUUUAGACGCUUUGCUGGCGGACCUGGAAUCAACUACGUCCCACAUCUCAAAAAGACCGGUAUUCUUGCCUGACGAGACCCCCUACUCCAUUCCCACCGGAGGACACUCAUACCAGGAUGUGUCAGUUCCACCUCCAGUCCCUCCUCCACCCUCAGCCGAGGCGCUGAACGGCUCCCUGGUAGAUCAGCCGGACUCCCACCACUCCUCUCAGCAGUCAUUAGGUUCAGCGCAGAAGAGCUCAUGGUCCAGGGACAGUAGCAGCUCUCCGUUGUCUCACAUUGAGGAGGACCACGUCUACAGUUUUCCAAACAAACAGAAGUCCUCGGACUCGUCAACAGCAGCCAUGACCUCUGCCCUGGGCAGUAACCUCUCAGAGCUCGACAGGCUGCUGCUGGAACUUAACGCAGUGCAACAAAGCUCCCCUUCAUUCCCCACAACAGAGGAGGCAGCUCCGCCCUUACCUUCCUGCAGCAUCACCCACUAUGAGAAUGGCGGCGGCCCUGACAUCAUGGUGAGCCCUCCGCCUCAGGAGAAACCCAAGAGGAAUGGAACAGAACGGUUAGACGAAACCCGACCCACUGUGGAGAGUCUGCUGGACGAGCUGGAGGGCUCAGUGCCUUCACCCAGCCCCCCUGCUUGCCACAGCGAUUUGGACACCCCCUCUCAGCAACAAGCCAGAAUUUCAGCUUCCUGUGCCACGAGAGAGUUAGAUGAGCUGAUGGCCUCUCUGUCUGACUUCAAGAUUAUGGCCCAAGGUAAGGGUGGUGUUCCUGGUGGGCCCCCAACACAGGUCAACAAGCUGGACAACAUGCUUGGUAGCCUGCAGUCUGACCUCAACAAACUGGGUGUGCAGACAGUAGCUAAAGGAGUGUGCGGUGCCUGCUGUAAGCCAAUCGUAGGACAGGUGGUGACCGCCAUGGGCCGCACAUGGCACCCUGAACACUUUGUGUGCACACACUGUCAAGAGGAGAUUGGUUCCAGGAACUUCUUUGAGCGUGACGGACAGCCUUACUGUGAGAAAGAUUACCACAACCUGUUCUCCCCACGGUGCUACUACUGCAACGGGCCCAUACUGGAUAAAGUUGUGACGGCGCUGGACAGGACAUGGCAUCCUGAACACUUCUUCUGCGCUCAGUGUGGAUCCUUUUUUGGCCCAGAGGGUUUUCAUGAGAAGGAUGGAAAAGCCUAUUGCAGGAAGGAUUACUUUGACAUGUUUGCACCGAAAUGUGGAGGCUGUGCCAGAGCCAUUCUGGAGAAUUACAUCUCAGCACUGAACUGUCUUUGGCAUCCUGAGUGUUUUGUGUGCAGGGAGUGCUUCACCCCGUUUGUGAAUGGAAGUUUCUUCGAGCACGAUGGCCAGCCCUACUGUGAAGUGCACUACCACGAGCGCCGUGGCUCCCUCUGCUCCGGCUGUCAGAAGCCCAUCACUGGUCGCUGCAUCACAGCCAUGUCCAAGAAGUUCCACCCGGAGCACUUUGUCUGCGCCUUCUGCCUGAAGCAACUCAACAAAGGCACCUUUAAAGAACAAAACGACAAACCCUACUGCCACGGCUGCUUCAUCAAGCUGUUCAGUUAGGGAGAGCAUUUAGCAGCAUCACAUACUGUGUGUGUCAGGGCUUGGAUCAGUAUCUAAAGCAUCUUUAGCACAGGUAGGGUGAGAAUGGAUCGUGUUUGUAUCAAAGAAAGUUGUCUGUUUUUUAUUGAUGACAUUGGAAGUGUGUAUGGAUCAGGUAUGUGCAUGAGGCUGAAGCACCACACUGUCUCUGCCAGACUAAAAUACUUUUAACGUGUCCUUCAGAUAUGUGGAAAACCUUUUUUAGACUGACAGCCAUUUAUUUUUGAAGCUUUUAUGGGUUUGAAUUGGAGUAUAGGCCUCAGAUUGAUGCAGACGUGCUCAGUAUUUAAAGGACAUUGAGAUUUUUCAGAACAUGAAAAAGUGACUUUAGAGGGGUUUUACAGAUCAACACUGAUGUGCAGAAGACAUCAUUUUCACCCAGUCUACUUUAGAUGUGUUGGACAUUUUCCACAGGCAAAGAGUUGUCAUUUGUUUUUGUAACUCUCACAACAUUGUUUUUUCAAGUCUUUUUAGUUGUUUUUUUUUCUUUAUCUUACUGAUCACUGUAGAAAUCCAUAAAAUACUCUGAGUGUUUGACAUUGUUGCUCACUGGUUGAGUGUGUCAUUUUAAAAACCAUUAAAAAAAGAGAAAUGUAAAAAUCUGAAAACCAUAACAGGGAACAGGUGACCUGUUGUUUUUAGCAUUACAAUGUGACCUGUCUUUACUGAUGAGCUUUUAGAUAAUUUUUUUCAUGAUAUUAAGUUGGAAAGUGCAGAUGGAUAAAAAAAAUGGGCUGAGUCAGUGUUGACAAUUAUUUUGUAUGUGUGAAAUUGAUUGUAGUGUCACUUAUUCAGCCUAAGCCUUAUCUGAAGAUUUUAAGUGUUGAUACUAGAGUGUUACAAAGUUGAGUUUCUAUUAUAAAUGAAUCAAGAAGUAAGAAUCAGUCAGUUUUACAGUCUCUAACGUCAGAAUCUCAAUCACACUUAUUUUUUUAGCCAAAGGCAAACCAUGCAUGGGUGAAUAUUUUACAGUGAUUUUCAAUGAAAUAAUUCAAUAUGAAGCCAUCCACCAGAAGCUGCAGUAUUUACUCUCAAUUACAUGUUUGAAUAAACCUCACGUUUUUGUGCUGCCAAAUCAUUCCUUAUUUUUUCACUGUAGAAAAGAGAAAAACAAUCUGAAAAGGGUUUGUUGCAGUUGUCUCAUACAGCAAAGUGGAGCCUCACAAAGAUAUUGGAAUAAUAUUGUGCAUCUCUUAAACUACCAUGACUGACUGUGAAUGCAUCUUCAGAAGUGUUUUUGUAAAUAUCCAAUGCAGCUACGCCAUAAGCUUAACGUUUAAUAACCACUCAUUGGAAGAGGGAGAGGGCUGGUGAGAAGGCAAAGCAAAGAUACUUUGAUAUUUUUGGUGUCAUUACUGUAUUGAGAAGCUGAUGAAUGUUCACUGUUUUGAAAGAAGUAGUACAUAAUGCAAGAAAAUGUGUAAAUGUGCCUGUGAUACUUCAGUAACUCUAUGCAACUGUGGAUUAACAACUUUGUAUUUCAGCAUCUUUCUUACAUAACAGUCCGUCUGUGCCAUUUUAUCAGUACCUUGUCUAAUAACACUGGCAAAUUCAGCAAAAUACUGAGAACAGGUCAAUAGUCCACAGUUAUUCAUGUUAUUAGUCUGUGAGUCCACUGAGAAAUGUAGGCUGUUAAAAUGAGAGCCUGGUGGUCUGUCAGAGUGAAUGGUAGGACUAAGAUGACUCUUCCCUCAGCAUCUGAGUAGCAUCUACUGUAUGACCACCAGGUUGGGUCUGUACAUGGUUUAAUCGUGACAUGCAGCAGAUUUAUCGGGCCUUUUGUCUUGUUCAGGGAAUUCUAGAGCCUUAAAUCUUUUCUCACUCUAUUUAAGAGAUCAUGUAACAGUUGUCUUUUUGAAUCAAUUUAAUAGAGUGUUAUUUAACCAAAGCCAUACCUUCUUUGAAUUUUAUUUUUUUUUGUCUGUUCACUUUUUCUUUUCUUUUCACUUCGAAUGUCAAUAGUUAUGAAUAGUGAGAUUCCUCACCUCUAAUCUGAUUACGCAAAUAAAUUCUGUUUUGUUA